UUGAAGUGUAUAACAGAGCAGACUCGCUUCCUCGGUCAAAAUCGAGCGGAUGAGGGUCUGUCCAUAUAAACUUCCCUCAUCCACUCCACGAAGUGGAAUGUACUUAAAAAUGGCGGCAGGGAUUCCCUCGAGGAGAAGUGUUUAGGGAAGUUAACAAGUGCGUCUAAAAUUGGAGUGGAACGCAGCCAAUGUUGCUAAGUUGCCAACACUUUCACUUUUGUUUUGUGUAAUGGCAUCCAGUUCAGUUAAAAGAGGGCGGCGAAGUCCAUCUUUUGAGCGACCUAAUAUGAGUGAUUUGAGGAUUGUUCUGCUGGGGAAGAAUAUAACAGAAAACAACAGAGUGGGAAACUUCAUCUUAGGAAGAGCAGCGUUUGAGAGUGAAGCACCUGCUAAUGUAGAGCUGAACAUUGAGAAACACAGAGAAAAACUGAAGGACAGAGACGUCACAGUCAUCAACACUCCUCACCUGCUGAGGCCAAAUCUGUCAAUCACUCAGAUCACACAGAGAGUGAAAGAGUGUGUGAAUCUGUCUGCUCCUGGACCUCAUGUGAUCAUACUUGUGCUGCAGCAGAAAGACUUCAGUGACAAUGACAGACAUAGAGUGAAAUAUGUGCUGAAUGAAUUCAGUAAGGAGGCUCUUAAACACACUGUAGUGUUGACUGAUGAGAGAGAGAUAAACAGUAACUGUAUUCAUCGAUUGGUAAAAGAGUGUGGAGGUGGACAUCUACAGUUCGAUGAAAUAAAAUCAGGCUUGAACUCUGAGAUACUUGAAAGAGUGGAGAAGAUACUCAAAGAAAACCAGGUCCAAUUUCUUAUCUGUGACUUGUAUGAGGAAGCAGGAGAAUUGGAUAAAGAUCAGAGCAGUUCUGGAGGUUUAGUCACAGCAGAAGAAGAGGAUUUUGAUCACGAAGAUGAUGGAAAAAUCAAACAGAGAAACAAAGAGGAAAUGCAAGUUGCUGUCCAAAGGAAUGCCUUGUUUUCAAGAGAGGAUUCAGAUGAUGUGAGGAUUGUUCUGCUGGGAAAAACUGGAGUUGGGAAGAGUGCAACAGGAAACACCAUCUUAGGGAGAGAAGCAUUUGCAGAAGACAUGUCUCAAGAGUCAGUCACUAGAGAGUGUCAGAGUCAGACGGCUGAGAUCAAUGGCAGACAGAUUACUGUGAUUGACACUCCUGGACUGUUUGAUACUAAACUUAGUCAAGAUGAGAUCCAGAGAGAAAUCACCAACUGCCUCUCCAUGAUUCUGCCAGGACCACAUGUGUUUCUGUUAGUGAUUCCAGUGGGACGAUUCACUGAGGAGGCAGAAAACACUGUGAAGAUCAUUCAAGAGACUUUUGGUGAAAACUCAUCAAUGUACACUAUAGUGCUCUUCACCAGAGGAGAUGAUCUGAAGAAGAAGAAGAAGACCAUUGAAGAGUAUCUUGGAAAACCUGGAUCUGCUUUGAUGAAGCUCAUUGGACAGUGUGGAAACAGAUACCAUGUGUUCAAUAAUAAUGAGACUGGAGAUCGUGAGCAGGUGUCGACAUUACUGCAGAAAAUCAAUGACAUGGUGACAGCAAAUGGAGGAAGUUACUACACAUGUAAGAUGUUCAGAAAGAUGGAAAGAGAAAAACAAGAAGCACAGAUGAAAAAACUAAUGGAUGAAGUGGAAGAACUGAAGAGAGAGAGAGAACAACUGCUGACCAAACAUGAAGAAGAGAAAGAGAAAAUGAAGAAGAUGAUGGAUGAAGAAAGAAAUAAUCAUGAUGCAGAGAAGAAGAAAAGAGAAGAAGAAUUUGAGAAAAAGAGAGAGAAAGAUCAAAAUGUGUGGGAUGAACAUUAUCAGAGACUUAAAGAAGAGAGAGAUGAAAUCAAAAGAGAGAAAGAAGCUCUUCAAGUCAAACAUGAAGUAGAAAUAGAAAAGAUGAAGAAGAUGAUGGAGGAAGAAAGACAGAAUCAUGACACAGAGAGAAGGAGAAGAGAAGAAGAUGUCAGAGAGAGUGAAGAACGAUACAAAAGAGAAAUUAAAAUAGAACAAGAGAAAUGGGAGAAAAAGUUACAAGAGGAAAAACAGAGAGGAGAAGAAGAAUUUGAGAAAAGGAGGGAAAAAGAACAAAAAAUGUGGGAUGAAUGUUGUCAGAGACUUAAAGGAGAGAGAGAUGAAAUCAAAAGAGAGAAAAAAGAUCUUCAGGCCAAACAUGAAGUAGAAAUAGAAAAGAGGAAGAAGAUGAUGGAGGAAGAGAGACAGAAUCAUGAAACAGAGAGAAGGAGAAGAGAAGAAGAAUUUAGAAAGAGUGAAGAACGAUACAAAACACAACAAGAUAAACUGGAAACAAAAUUACAAGAGGAAAGACUGAGGAGGGAAGAAGAGGAUGAGAAGAGGAAGGAGAAAGAACAAAACAUAAGAGAUCAAUGUGAUGAGAAAAUGAAAAGAGAGAGAGAGGAAAUAAAAAAUGAAAAGGAGAGAAUAGAAAGAGAGAAAGACGAUCUUCAGGCCAAACAUAAAGCAGAAAUAGAAAAGAUGAAGAAGAUGAUGGUGGAAGAAAGACAGAAUCAUGACACAGAGAAGAGGAGACGAGAAGAAAAAGUCAGAAAGAAUGAAGAACAAUACAGAAAAGAGAUAAAAGAAAAAGAGAAACAAAUGCAGAAACUUCAAGAGGAAAUGCUGAAACAACAUGAGAUACUCAGAAAAGGAAUCCAGAAUGAUAAAUCUCUGAGAGAAGAACAGUGUAAGAUUUAUGAAGACAGAAUUAAGUUAAUAGAACAACAGAAGAAAGAUGAACUAAUGAGAGCUAAAUCAGCAGACUAUGAAGAAAACAGAAGAAAAGAUAUGGAGAACAUAAAAAUGUGUUGCUCCCAAACAGCUUCUUCUCUACAGAAAGAUGAAUUUGGACCAAAAACCACUGAACAACUUGAAGAACUCUAUGACAGACUAGAUCUGACAAAAAGACGUCAAGAUAAAAUGAAAACAGCAGACAUUCUUGAAAUCACCAAGUCAUCAUUUCAGUCUCAUGAACCACAGGAAGAGAAUGAACUGGUAAACUCAUUCCUACAAAAGCUGAUUAACAUGAACUACAGUGCAAGAUACACAGCCAUAAAACACAGAAAGAAAGAAAGUAACAAAGACAGUGCAAACCCUGAUAUUCACCCAAUGGAUGUUCAGAUGGCCGUGUUUCAUUGUGCUGAUGGUUUCCUGAAGCAGCUGAUGGUGACUAAACUCUCACAGUGUCAGUAUUCACUGCCUCUGCUUGUUCCUGAUCCAUUCACACAACAGAUUGAGUUUCCUCUCUGGACAUUUAGACAAAUCAACAAGAGCUGGAAGAAGAAGAACAGCAACAAUGAGAUCAUCAGUCAAACUCAACCGGUCUACAAGGCUGAGACUCCAAUGGUGGCUUUCUUCAGGUUUGGAUCAGUGUCUCCAUCUAAGUCUCAGCUGAUGAACGGCCUCAUCAAUGAGAAACACCAGACGUUCUUCCACAGGAACUGCUCAGGCAGCAGCAGAACCAGAUUACUGAUGGAUGGAGUGGUGGAGAUCGCCUGGUACUGUCCUUCUGGGAAAAAGACGGAUUUAUUUGAUGAAUGUGUUGCUUUCUGUAAUCUUCACGGUGAUGCAGCAGACAAUGAGAAACAAUAUGAGAUUCUGACCAGUAUGGCUUCAGUAAAUGUCCUCUUCUUACCUGAUUUUGGACAGAAGAACCAGAACCAGUUUUUGGUGAGAUCACUCUUCAGAUCUCCUCAGCCUCUCAUUUGUCUGCUCACUGACAGUGACUGUGAUGAAACUGAAAUGGGGAAUGGAAAAUUCAUUGUUGGUCUUUUGAACAAAAACCAAUCUGAUGUUUCUAAUCAGAUAAGGGAGAUGAUCAGACUGAAUUUGACUGAGCAGAAAAAACCCUUCAAACUUGAAGAUGUGGCCAAACACACAGGACUCAGAGUAGAUGAGGAGGAUCCAGAGUGUCGGAGAGGGAAAGAGGCAGCAGUCCAGAUCAUGGGAUUACUGAGAGGAAAAGAUCCAUCAACAGUGAAGGAAACAAACCUGCCCUGUCAGGGGAAACUGUGGCAUGACUGGUGUAAAAUCAACAAAGAGCUGCAUCACCUAGAAGGAGAAAAUCUAGAGGAAGAUAAAAGUACCAAAAUGAAGAACAUGAUAGAAAUAAGAGAAAAGCAAGUGGCACAAGGAUUGAGUGAGUUUAUGAGGACAUUUAUUGAAGCAAUGAAAUCACAGAAAGACAGUGAAAAAAACUAUUUCCUCAGAUGGAUGAUGAACCUGCUGGAUGAUUUCACUUUAGAGAAGCUCUGUGAUCUUCAAAAGGAAUAUGAUGUCAAAUGGCAUAAAGUCUCAGCACUGAAAAAAAAGCCUGACAAUCUAGAUCAGCUGCAAACUGAACAAACAAACCUGGAAAACAUAUCAGAAAAAAUCAUUUCAAGAUUUGGUUUGGAGCACAUCCUGAGAGAGAUUGGUCAGACCUAUGAAUCGUGGUCAUCUUUGAAAAAGAACAAGGAAAACAAUCAGCAGUUUGACUUCUGUUCUCUCCCGAGUCUUGCAGCAGAGAUGAUGAUCUCUGGAUUUCCCAUGGAGCUGAUGGAUGGAGAUGCUGCUCAUGUUCCUCUCACCUGGGUCACUGCUGUUCUAGAUGAACUUGUUGAGAAACUGAGAGACCAGAAAGUCUUUGUGUUGUCAAUUUUAGGGAUUCAGAGCUCUGGGAAAUCCACCAUGCUGAAUGCCAUGUUUGGACUGCAGUUUGCCGUCAGUGCUGGCAGAUGCACCAGAGGAGCUUUCAUGCAGCUGGUCAAAGUGUCAGAAGAGAUGAAAACAGAGCUGAAGCUUGACUACAUUCUGGUUGUUGAUACUGAAGGACUUCGAGCACCAGAACUGGCUGGAAGAUCAACAACAUCUCGUGACAAUGAAAUGGCCACAUUUGUUGUUGGUCUUGGAAAUAUGACCCUGAUCAACAUCUUUGGAGAAAACCCAUCUGAGAUGCAGGACAUUCUUCAGAUUGUUGUUCAGGCCUUCAUGAGGAUGAAGAACAUUAGACUGAACCCGAGCUGCAUGUUUGUGCAUCAGAAUGUCUCAGAUAUCACAGCUGGAGAGAAAAACAUGGAGGGAAGGAGACGACUGCAGGAGACACUGGAUGAAAUGACAAAACUAGCUGCUAAAGAGGAAGUCUGUGAUGCAGAAGGAUUCAGUGAUGUGAUUGAGUUUGAUGUACAGAAAGAUGUGAAGUAUUUUGCUCAGCUCUGGGAGGGCAGCCCACCCAUGGCACCACCAAACCCAAACUACUGCGAGAACAUUCAAGAACUGAAGCAAAGUAUUCUUACACAUGCUUCAAAAUCAGAUGGCAUAAUGCUGACACACCUGAGAGACUGUAUUCAAGAUCUCUGGGAGGCUUUGCUUAAUGAACAAUUUGUGUUCAGCUUCAAAAAUUCCCUUGAAAUCGCAACAUACAAGAAACUACAGACUGAAUACAGCAAGUGGACCUGGAGCCUUCGGAGUGCCAUGCUGGUCAUUGAAAACAGAAUACAAAAUAAAAUAGAAAAUGAAGCAAUUCAUGAUGUUGAGGAAAAUGAUCUUCAAACAGAACUAAAUGCCAAAAGUGAAGAAGUGAAAAAUACAAUGUCUGAUUUCUUUAAGAAAGACAGAGAUGCAGCUGUACUGAAUCAGUGGAAAGGUUUGUUUGAGAUAAAAAUCAAACAACUUCAAGAAAACAUUGUGAGAGAAACUAAGAGGAAAUUAAAUGGGGUUCUUCAGCAGCGUCACCUGAAGAAAAAGAUGGAUGCUGAGAGGACACAUCAUGAAAACACACUCUUUGAAAAGAGCAAAGAACUUGCUUUAAAAUUCAAAAACCAAGCAAAUGAUGAGAAUGUCAUGAAAACACAGUUUGAUUCCUUUUGGAAAGAACAGACAGCUGAAAUCACCAGAGACGCUCCUUUAGUCAAAGAUAUCGACAUAUUAGGAGAUGUGAAAAAGAUCCUAAGUGAGACCCAUGCAAGUCUUCCUUUAGACCGUAUGAAAGAGAGCCAUCUGCAGAAAGAUAUGAUCUCUUUGCCAAGCUAUUCAGAAUAUGUACAGUUCAAGAAAUCCAGUGGAAUUACAGGAGCUCUGAAAAAUAUGUACAAACAAGGUAAAGAGAUAAUUGGUCUUGUUUUAUCUGAGGAAGAUGAAGUCCAGAUAAAAUCAUUAAUCACAGACAUUGCUGAACACACAGAUGAAAUGAUUCAGUCAUAUAACAUUGCAAAGAUGGGCUACAACAUCAGCUACAUUCAACAACUCAUAGAUUACAUAAAGGCAAGAUUAAUGCAGCAUCAGGAAGAGCCAAAUGUGAAAUAUGUGUUCAAGAGUGAAUUCUUCAUUGAUCUGGUACUUUACAGAUGUCACAGAGCAAACAAGACAUUCACUGACCAACACAAAAUGUUCAGGGAAGCCAAUGAUCCUGUUCUUUAUUUGGGGAGGAAGAAGCAAGAAUACUACAGGAUUUUCCACAAAUACUGUCAAGGAGCAACAUCAACUGCUGUUUUUGGUGAAUUUGUUUGUAAUAAACUUAAAAACCCCAUUCAGCAGAAUAUCUACAAAAAAACUGCCAGAGAUUUAGCAGAUGAAAUGAAGACAAACUGUGAAUCAUUCAGUGGGAACCGAUCAAACCUGGAGAAACACAUCCUGAGGAGCCUUGCAGAAAAACAGGAUUUCAAAGCCCACUUGACCUACAUUAAAAAUCCCAGAGAACACUUCAAGAAUUUCAUCAGAGAUGAAGUCAGUCAGUACAUCACUGAAAGAUUUGAACACAGUGUUCGACCCAAGAUGGAAAACAGCAUUAAACUGCUGGAGCAGAAGAUCACAAAAGCAGCACAUGAAUCCACCAAACAGGCUGUAGAGAUAAAUGGAGAUGCUGAUUCGUGGUUGCUUCAUUUCACACAACAGCUCUCUGAUGUGCUGGUACUGUCUCUAAAUGACCUCACUGGAGUGAAUCUUGAUGAUGUUAAAGUCAGCUUCCUAGAAGAUGUGAUAAAGAAAGAACUUCCUUCUAUAAUGUCUGACAUACACAGUGAAUUCAGUACAGAAACUUUUCCAGUAAAGCUGGAUUAUACAGACAGACCAGAUGAGCUUCUGAUCAAUCACCUCUGUGACUGCUGUUGGGUUCAGUGUCCUUUCUGUGCAGCCAUCUGCACAAACUCAAUCGAAGGCCAUACUGGAGAUCAUAGUGUUCCUUUCCAUCGUAAUCUUGGACUGAAUGGGUGGAGUUACAGAGGAACAACAAACCUAUCUAUCGACAUCUGUACAUCAGCAGUAGCCAGUGAUCGAUCUUUCUAUCCAAAUAGCUCAGAUGAUACAGUCCUCUGGAAGGAAUACAGAAAAGGAGGUCCUGAAUUUGCUUCAUGGAGUAUCACCCCAGAUCUCUCUGAGCUGCCGUACUGGAAGUGGUUUGUGUGCAGAUUCCAGGAAGAUCUGGAAAAUCACUAUGAAAAAACCUUUCAGGGGAGUGGAAAGAUUCCGGAUGAAUGGAGAAAAUACUCUCAAGAGGAAGCUAUUGAGAGUCUGAAUAAAUACAUUUAAUGAAUCAAUUAACAAGGACUCUGAUACACAAUACCAGGGACGUGCACAGGGGGGUUGCUCAGGUUGCCCGGGCAACUGCCCAUAUGCCCUUCUCGACUCACGUUGCCCUUCCGAGGUGGGAAAAAAUAAAUAAAAAUAUCGUACAAUGGAUGCAGAA
Messenger RNA from Megalobrama amblycephala (Wuchang bream), 7679 nucleotides. RefSeq names its product interferon-induced very large GTPase 1-like. The record is from RefSeq and is a predicted model, not a curated record. Gene Ontology annotation, molecular function: GTP binding. Lineage: Eukaryota; Metazoa; Chordata; Actinopteri; Cypriniformes; Xenocyprididae. The transcript is spliced from 5 exons. Bases 230 to 7522 code for a protein of 2430 amino acids.